AUGAAACCUAAAGGAAUUAGAAAGAGAAAAGUUAUUCCUUAAGAAGAUGAAGAUAAUUAUAGAAUUAAUCCUGAAUAAGUUAGAUAAGAUAAAAGAACUACUAUUAUGAUUAAAAAUAUUCCGAAUAAAUAUGAUUAAACGUCUUUAAUAGAAAAAAUUAAUAAAAGCUUUUUAAAUAAAUAUGAUUUUUUCUAUUUACCAAUAGAUUUUAGUAAUAAAUGCAAUAUGGGUUAUGCUUUUAUUAAUUUUAUUGAUUGCUCUUAUAUUAAAUAAUUUUAUGAAGAAUUUCAUAACUAAAAAUGGGUUCAAUUUAAUAGUGAAAAAGUAUGUUUAUUAUAUUAUGCAAGAUUACAAGGAUAUUAUGAGUUAGUUUAACAUUUUUCUCAUUCAAGUGUAAUGAAUUAAAAGGAUAAAAGACUUAAACCUAUUAUUAUUCCAUAAUAAUAAGUUGCUUAUAUUAAAUAAUUAAUUGAAAUUUAAAAAUAAAAAGAGGAAAAUAAAUAAUAACAGUAAAAAAUUCCUGUAUCUAAUAAUUAAUUAAAUACUACAAACAAAUGA
This is a messenger RNA of Ichthyophthirius multifiliis, 558 nucleotides long. Its product is annotated as RNA recognition motif 2 family protein, putative. NCBI's taxonomy places the organism in Eukaryota, Ciliophora, Oligohymenophorea, Hymenostomatida. The record is from RefSeq and is a predicted model, not a curated record. The transcript is spliced from 5 exons. Gene Ontology annotation, molecular function: nucleic acid binding.